ACAAAGAAAAAUACUCAUCAAUGCAUCAAAGUCCCAUCAACUUCCUAUCAAAAAAUGCUUUAAAAUUUACAUAUAUGCUUGGUAGCGUUUAAGAAACGCCCACCAAGCCACCACUUUCGUAGACAAUAUUUUUGCUUGGUGCAAUCAGCCUCCUUAUCCUCUGCUAAUGAUCAUUAGUCAGCAAAUUUAACAAUGGUGUCUGAUAUUUUUAUUAUGUGAGAAGUGACUGCUCCUGCAUUCUCAUUCUCUUUAUAUUGGAAACAAAUGUGGUUUUUGAGUAUUCUCCCAACUUUGGUUAGCUAUUAGAGUCCCUAGACUUCAAACCAAGACGUGUUGGUAUUGUAUUUCAUUCCAUGAUAUUGAUAUAUAUAAACUUAGUAGGCAAGCUCUCCAUUUAUAGAAAAAGCUUCUGAAGAGAGGUUGAGAAAGAUACGACUAGAGUUGGAAGAAUAUAAUAACAAGCUUAUGGAAUCCUGCGCUAAGUUUUUUGAAAAAGCUAAGCCAUUUUUGGCUGUUAUUUUUCUGCAGUUUGGGUAUGCAGGCUCGUCCAUAAUUUCAAAGUUUGCUCUAAAUAAAGGGAUGAGCCAACAUGUAUUGGUGGUCUAUAGGCACGCUAUUGCCACCAUCGUAAUUUCUCCUUUUGCCAUUAUUUUUGAUAGGAAGGUGAGGGCGAAGCUGACCAUCUCCAUCUUUGCUAAGAUACUGUUGCUAGGCUUGUUAGAGCCAACUAUUGACCUGAACUUGUAUUUUACUGGCAUGAAGUACACCACCGCAACUUUUGCUUCUACUAUGUGCAACAUUCUUCCUGCUUUUGCAUUUCUUAUGGCUUGGGCCUUAAGACUUGAGAAGGUUAAUUUGAGGAAAUUGCAUAGUCAGGCAAAGAUAUUAGGGACUUUAGUGACAGUGGGAGGAGCAAUGUUGAUGACUCUAAUUAAAGGGGCAAAGCUGGAUUUGCCAUGGACAAAAGGUUAUGAUAAUCAUGGAUCUUCCAGUGCUCUAAACACACAUGAUGAUACCAUUAAGGGUGCUUUUAUGAUAGGAGUAGGCUGCUUAUGCUGGUCUAGUUUCAUCAUCCUUCAGGCAAUAACACUAAAAAAAUACCCUGCGGAGCUCUCCCUAACAGCUUUGAUAUGCUUGGUGGGCAGUAUUGAAGGCUCCAUAUUUGCUCUUAUAAUGGAAAGGGGAAAUCCCUCUGCUUGGUUUAUACACUUUGAUUCUAGCCUAUUAGCUGCUGUUUACAGUGGAGUAAUUUGUUCAGGAGUUGCAUAUUAUCUACAAGGAGUGACAAUGAAGAGCAAAGGUCCUGUUUUUGUAACUGCCUUCAAUCCUUUAAGCAUGGUUAUUGUUACAAUUUUGGGCUCCUUUGUCUUAUCAGAGAUAGUCUACUUAGGAAGGGUAAUUGGAGCACUAGCCAUCGCCAUUGGGCUAUACCUAGUUUUGUGGGGCAAGAGCAAGGAUCAAUCUCCAUUAACUUCAACAAAUGAUAAGGUAGCUGCAACUGCUUCAGAAAUGGAUACUAUAAAUGAGAGUUUUGAGACUUCAAAUGAAGAAUGUGUUGCCAUUGAUGUCACCAAACUGAGACCUAAUGAUGAAUCUGUUUGAAGGAAUUCUAAUUCAAUUACAAUGUAAUUAGCAAUAAUUGAAUGGAAUUAAUUAACCAA
Molecule: messenger RNA, 1661 nt
Organism: Hevea brasiliensis (rubber tree)
Lineage: Eukaryota; Viridiplantae; Streptophyta; Magnoliopsida; Malpighiales; Euphorbiaceae
Product: WAT1-related protein At2g39510-like
Exons: 7
Coding region: 466-1602 (378 amino acids)
Cellular component (GO): plasma membrane
Molecular function (GO): transmembrane transporter activity
Source: RefSeq, a predicted model, not a curated record